Messenger RNA from Fulmarus glacialis (Northern fulmar), 1797 nucleotides. Its product is annotated as teneurin-3-like. The record is from RefSeq and is a predicted model, not a curated record. Gene Ontology annotation, molecular function: protein heterodimerization activity; cell adhesion molecule binding; protein homodimerization activity. Gene Ontology annotation, biological process: heterophilic cell-cell adhesion; neuron development. The annotation marks the transcript as partial. Lineage: Eukaryota; Metazoa; Chordata; Aves; Procellariiformes; Procellariidae. Gene Ontology annotation, cellular component: neuron projection. The transcript is spliced from 6 exons.
GUUCAUCUUAUGGUGGCAGUGGUGGGAAGACUUUUCCAAAAAUGGUUCCCUGCAUCCCCAAAUCUGGCUUACACUUUCAUAUGGGAUAAAACUGAUGCAUACAACCAGAGAGUCUAUGGAUUAUCUGAAGCUGUUGUGUCUGUAGGUUAUGAAUAUGAGUCUUGCUUGGAUCUAACUCUCUGGGAAAAGCGGACUGCCAUUUUGCAGGGUUAUGAACUGGAUGCCUCCAACAUGGGUGGCUGGACAUUGGAUAAACAUCAUGUGUUGGAUGUUCAGAAUGGAAUCCUCUACAAAGGAAAUGGUGAAAAUCAUUUUAUAUCUCAGCAACCCCCAGUUGUUAGUAGUAUUAUGGGCAACGGAAGACGACGCAGCAUCUCCUGUCCAAGUUGUAACGGUCAAGCUGAUGGUAAUAAAUUAUUGGCUCCGGUUGCCUUAGCUUGUGGGAUAGACGGCAGUCUUUACGUGGGGGAUUUCAACUAUGUUCGGCGGAUAUUCCCAUCUGGAAAUGUAACUAGUGUUCUGGAGCUAAGCAACAACCCAGCUCACAGAUACUACCUUGCAACUGACCCCGUGACAGGAGAUUUGUACGUUUCCGACACAAACACACGCAGGAUUUAUCGGCCCAAGUCGCUCACGGGUGCGAAAGACCUGACCAAAAAUGCUGAGGUAAUAGGAGGAACAGGGGAGCAGUGCCUACCAUUUGAUGAGGCAAGGUGUGGUGAUGGAGGCAAGGCGGUGGAGGCAACUCUCAUGAGCCCUAAAGGAAUAGCAAUCGACAAGAAUGGGUUAAUCUACUUUGUUGAUGGGACCAUGAUCAGAAAAGUGGACCAGAACGGAAUAAUAUCCACUUUGCUUGGCUCCAACGACCUGACCUCAGCACGACCUCUAACCUGUGAUACCAGCAUGCACAUCAGCCAGGUUCGUCUGGAAUGGCCUACGGAUUUAGCUAUCAACCCAAUGGAUAACUCCAUUUAUGUUUUGGAUAACAACGUAGUUUUGCAGAUCACUGAAAACCGUCAGGUUCGCAUUGCUGCGGGGAGGCCAAUGCAUUGCCAGGUUCCUGGAGUGGAGUACACGGUGGGAAAGCACGCUGUACAGACCACGCUAGAGUCAGCCACUGCCAUUGCCGUGUCCUACAGUGGGGUACUUUACAUUACAGAAACUGAUGAAAAAAAGAUUAAUAGGAUAAGACAGGUCACAACUGAUGGAGAGAUCUCAUUAGUUGCUGGAAUACCCUCAGAGUGCGAUUGCAAAAAUGAUGUCAACUGUGACUGUUACCAAAAUGGAGAUGGCUAUGCUAAAGAUGCCAAACUUAAUGCCCCUUCCUCCUUAGCUGUGUCUCCGGAUGGCACGCUGUAUAUUGCUGAUCUGGGAAAUAUUAGGAUACGGGCUGUGUCAAAGAACAAACCCUUACUGAAUUCAAUGAACUUUUAUGAAGUUGCUUCUCCAACUGACCAAGAGCUUUAUAUCUUUGAUGUCAAUGGUACUCACCAGUACACUGUGAGUUUAGUCACUGGAGACUAUCUGUACAAUUUUAGCUACAGUAAUGAUAAUGAUAUUACUGCGGUAACGGAUAGCAAUGGGAACACUCUUCGUAUCAGACGGGAUCCCAACCGGAUGCCAGUGAGAGUGGUCUCUCCUGAUAACCAAGUCAUCUGGUUGACGAUAGGCACUAAUGGAUGUUUGAAAAGCAUGACUGCACAAGGGCAGGAGCUUGUCUUAUUUACCUACCAUGGCAACAGUGGACUUCUGGCAACUAAAAGCGAUGAGACUGGAUGGACCACUUUUUUUGAGUAA